CAUAAGAGGAUAAUUCUUCGCUGGUUCUAAAAGUCAUCCCUUCAUUUGCAGAACCCAUGAUAUUGACAACCGCGCAUCACUGUGCUCCUUUAGAGUUUACAGACCUCAAGUCACCGACAUCAGCGUUAUCAAGUUCAUCAACGUUAUGCGAUACAAUUGGGGCUUUGAAGAAGACAUCUGAUACUCCCGAUAAAGUCCAAGGGAAGACUUCAAGUGUAGCAUUGGCAGAUGGGUUGCCUGUUACUUCUCAUUCCCAUGACACCUCUCGGGCAAAACCUCCAGAUGGCGCGAGCUUGGUACUCCCAGAUGGUCAAGAAAGGGAAAAACGAAAUUGCCCCAUGAUACUUCAAGUUGGAUCCGUGACAGGUUGUCGAAAAUCAAGGCCAGCAGAUGCGCAUACAUCGUUUGUCACCACUCGGCCAUUGAUGGCUAUGGACACUGUGUAUGAUAUUCGGAACUGGCAAAACCGACGGCGGGCAAAACCGAUUGAAUCUAAGCGGCAUUGGAUGAAUUUAUCGUUUUGGAAGCUGCCAGAAGACACAUCAAAAAAGUGUUUUGUAGAAUGUAGCGGAAAUGAUGAACAGGAAGCAGUCAGCAAAAUCAUAUACACUAUCAAUAACCUCAUGCAGGGAACGUUUAUCUUUAACACUGGCAGCAAGCAUACCGAGAAAAGCAUUGGUAGAGGCGAGAUACAGACAUCUUGCAAGCAUAUUCCUGUUUUCGUCAUGUUUUAUUUGGAAGUGUCUCGAGUACAACCACUGGCGACGAGCAACAAGACGACAGUUGUAUUUGGUUUGUCGCCAAUCAACACAGAUCUACCAACAUUGGCCACUGCAUGUAAGGACCUACAAAAGCUUAUGCAACAAAAUGAAAUGGAUGAAGAAGAGGCGUUAUUAGCCAAUGGAUGGUGUCAAUAUCGUUCAGAAGGUGUGGGAUGUUAACAAACGAUCGAGAUUAGCUGAAACAAAAAUAUGUCGAUGUGAUCAAUCUUAUUCCACCUGUCUGUAAACUCUGUGGGUUAUCAGGCGCUAGCCUGCUCUGCUGUAUAUAAAAUAAAAUAAACUGGAGAUGUUUGUUCAAACUAACGGAUAAGGAAACU
Messenger RNA from Umbelopsis ramanniana AG, 1099 nucleotides. RefSeq lists its product as uncharacterized. Lineage: Eukaryota; Fungi; Mucoromycota; Umbelopsidomycetes; Umbelopsidales; Umbelopsidaceae. The coding region runs from base 57 to 941 and encodes 294 amino acids. The record is from RefSeq and is a predicted model, not a curated record. The transcript is spliced from 4 exons.